AUGGAGGCGAAAGAGUCUAGACCUCAGGGUUUUCCGGAGCUUAAGAAUGACACCUUCCUUCGAGCAGCCUGGGGAGAAGAAACAGACUACACUCCUGUUUGGUGCAUGCGGCAGGCAGGACGCUACUUACCAGAGUUUAGGGAAACUCGGGCUGCCCAGGACUUUUUCAGCACCUGUCGCUCCCCAGAAGCCUGCUGUGAACUUACCCUGCAGCCACUGCGUCGCUUCCCUCUGGAUGCUGCCAUCAUCUUCUCCGACAUCCUUGUUGUACCCCAGGCACUGGGCAUGGAGGUGACCAUGGUACCUGGCAAAGGGCCCAGCUUCCCAGAACCAUUAAGAGAAGAGCGGGACUUAGAGCGCCUCCGGGAUCCAGCAGCAGUGGCCUCUGAGCUGGGCUAUGUGUUCCAGGCCAUCACUCUCACUCGACAGCAGCUGGCUGGGCGUGUGCCACUGAUUGGCUUUGCUGGUGCCCCGUGGACUCUGAUGACAUAUAUGGUUGAGGGUGGCGGCUCAAGCACCAUGUCUCAGGCCAAGCGCUGGCUUUACCAGAGACCACAAGCCAGUCACCAGCUGCUUCGCAUCCUCACUGAUGCUCUUGUCCCUUAUCUGGUAGGACAAGUGGCUGCUGGUGCCCAGGCAUUGCAGCUCUUUGAGUCCCAUGCAGGGCAUCUUGGCCCACAACUCUUCAGUAGGUUUGCACUGCCCUACAUCCGUGACGUGUCCAAGCAAGUGAAGGCCGGGCUGCAGGAGGCAGGCCUGGCACCGGUGCCCAUGAUCAUCUUUGCCAAGGAUGGACAUUUUGCCCUGGAGGAGCUGGCCCAGGCUGGCUAUGAGGUGGUUGGGCUUGACUGGACAGUGGCUCCCGAGAAAGCCCGGGAACGCGUGGGAAAGACGGUGACCCUGCAGGGCAACCUGGACCCCUGCGCCCUGUAUGCAUCUGAGGAGGAGAUUGGGAAGCUGGUGCAGCAGAUGCUGAAUGAUUUUGGGCCACAGCGCUACAUUGCCAACCUGGGCCAUGGACUUUACCCCGACAUGGACCCGGAACAUGUGGGAGCCUUUGUGGAUGCUGUGCACAAACACUCUCGCCUGCUUCGACAGAAUUGA
Molecule: messenger RNA, 1104 nt
Organism: Rangifer tarandus platyrhynchus (Svalbard reindeer)
Lineage: Eukaryota; Metazoa; Chordata; Mammalia; Artiodactyla; Cervidae
Source: the annotation of a GenBank genome assembly